GGUUUUAGAAAUCUCCAUGUGGACGACCAAAUGACUGUCAUUCAGCAUUCUUGGAUGGGGGUGAUGGUGUUUGCCCUGGGAUGGAGGUCCUAUAAGAACGUCAACGGCAGGAUGCUUUACUUCGCCCCGGAUCUCGUGUUCAAUGAGAAUCGGAUGCACGUUUCCAGCAUGUAUGAGCACUGCAUACGGAUGAGACAUCUCUCCCAGGAGCUGCUGCUGCUGCAGAUCACUCACGAAGAGUUCCUCUGCAUGAAGGCGCUGCUGCUCUUCAGCAUCCUUCCUGUUGAGGGUCUGAAGAGUCAGAAGUACUUCGAUGAGCUGCGCCUCACCUACAUCAACGAGCUCGAUCGCCUCAUUAAUUAUGGGAUGGCCAACAAUCGUCCUCAGAGGUUCUACCAGCUCACCCGACUCCUGGACUCUCUCCAGAUG
Molecule: messenger RNA, 429 nt
Organism: Notothenia coriiceps (black rockcod)
Lineage: Eukaryota; Metazoa; Chordata; Actinopteri; Perciformes; Nototheniidae
Product: androgen receptor-like
Exons: 3
Source: RefSeq, a predicted model, not a curated record